This is a messenger RNA of Porites lobata, 6144 nucleotides long. The record is from the annotation of a GenBank genome assembly. Lineage: Eukaryota; Metazoa; Cnidaria; Anthozoa; Scleractinia; Poritidae.
AUACAUCAACUCAUAAUUAAAUAUGAGACAUCAAGGGGGAGGAAAUUAUCCAUUGAAGAAUGGAGGACAUUGUGCAAAACACUUGGCGUGGAACGGGAGUUUUUAGACAGAGUACAAAGUCAAGAAAAAGGGAGAAACCCCGAGAAUAUAAAAACACGCAAGGUUUGGGAAGUUUGUAAAAGCUACAUGUAUUAUCAUUAUAAUGUUGCUAGAAUUUUAUUUUUCCUAAUAACCCAUUCGCCCCUGGGAAUUUUGUUGCAAGGUUUUGGAAGUUUAUAAAAGCUAGUUAUCAUUACAAUGUUGCUAGAAUUUAAUUUUUCCAUAACAAACCUUAUAUUUGCCCCUGAAAAUUUUGCCAAAAAACAUGUUUCAAAGCUAGUCAGUGCUUUUCUGGUCACUAUUGUGCUCUUAUAUAAAGAGCUAAAACUUACCAUAAAGCCAUUAACAGUUCGUGUCCUUCUGAUUCGGGUGCAAAAUAUUAGCAUGCAUUCUGGUAUUGGUUUGAAAGAUCUCUUCACUCUUUCCUUAAAGAACAGGAAAUCAGUGAACUACCUGCUCAAGUGGCUAGACUACGGGUAGUGAUAAUAUAAAUAGAGCUUUUUGUUUAUGACCUCAAAACAGUACUGUCAACCUUACAGUGAGCUUUCUUAUUGUCCACACUGCCUUCUAUGCAUUUGCUGUGAUCAUAAAGUAAUGAAGAGAUGUUUCAGAGACAAGACCUCAAUUCUUUGUAAAGAUUAAAUUCAUUUUCAUCUCAGUUUACCUCUUUUGUUAAUCAAGUUUAUUCUCGUGUAGCCAGCUAUGCAGGCUACACGAGAAUAAGAUUUUUGGAUGUGUUUUUUUCUCUUGUGGUUCGCAAAGCAAGCAUUUACAUGCACAAACGUGUGAAAGCUGAACCGAGGUCAAAACAGAAUAUGGGGAGGGGGCAAGGGGCGAAGUACAGUGAGAAAAACUGCCUACAAUCAACCCUUUAAAAUCUUUAAAAUUGUCCGCUUUUUGGACACAGUAAACAGCAUUUCUCAUUGGCCAACACAGCAUCAACCUGUCAACGGAUGUCAGAUUCCCAAGGGAUACAAAUUUGAUGAAGGAGUACCAGCAGUGGUAAUGCUGCUUACCUGAUUUGUGUUUACUUAAAAAAAUAUUCAUUGUCAGUAUUUGCCACAUCAAAAAGAAGUUCUGCAGUUCUAAAUUUUCCAAAGAAUAAGUAUUCUAUUUUCUGAAAAAGGUGAAAAAUUAUCUUGCCAUUUGUUAGCAAAAACAACUCAAAUCAACAGUUGCCUUACUUGCUCAUGAGAGAUUUGUGUUUGCUCAACCCGAUUCAUCACAAGAAUUUUUAGACACCAAGAAGGUCUUUGUUUCAAAAUUUCAAAUAAUUUAAAAAGAAUAAUACUUAAAGGUAAGGCUGUUUCUGAGCAAGAAAUAUUUCAGGAAAAGGAGAAGAAAACUACCAUAUUUUUUUCUGUUAUAAGGUGCACUCAUUUAAUUAUAAGACACACCCCCAAACUUUUCAACCCAAUUUUUCUAAUUCGACAAACUAAAAAAUAAUCCCAAAUACCCGGCUGUAAGGCGCAACUGCGAUUUUUGGUGAUGUUCAACUUAACUACAACAACAUGCUUUCCAAGGACGCUGAUUACGGCUAUUUACCGAUGUAAACAAAAGCAAAAAAAAUUACCUAUUUCGAUCAGAAGCGAAGAAAUCACGCCUAUGAACACAAAAAGCAUUGUUUUCUAAAACUGUGAAUACUCAAGGACUUUGUUUUUGUUCCAUAAACAAGGCAGUUGCCUUGGUUGCAGCAUAUUGACAUUGAUGCAUGCAUCGGUAGUUAGGGACUGGUCAAAAAGUAUACGGGGGGGUGGGGGGGGUGGGCCGGAACAGAGAAGGGGUGGGUCAUGAGGUUUUGAGCCCUGUGCAAGGGGUGGGUCGUGCAAUUUUCAGCUGCCCUUAGGGGGUGGAUCACCCUAUUUUAUUGCAUAGAUAGGCACUAACUAGUAAUGAGACAGUUGACUACACUUGUUAUAAAAAACACAGCCAGCUGGAAUUAUUGCUAAAAUACUCACAAACCUGUUGUGCGAGAAAAUACAAGGGAUGACAGGCCGCACAUCUAUAUGGGCGUGAAACCCUCUGUUAACCUUUUUUUUUUUUUGCUCUAAUGAGCAUGUCCUUUAAUGAUUUUCCUUUUUUGUAAGGAAAUGAUUUGUGGCUCUUUAAAAAUUUAUUGAAGUUAUAGUUGAUUUUGUAUAAGAUUCCAUUUUUUCAUUCAAGCUUCCUUUAUAGUAGACACUGAGGGCUGGUAUUGUGUCACAAAUGGCAAUAUUUCUUUUUCCUCCUUGUUGUUUUGUUUUAGGAGCUUAGACGCCCUUUUGUCAAUUUUAUUUCUGAUAGUAGGUUUUCUAUCAAAGAUUGUGGGUAGCCUCUGUCCACCAAGCGUUUUUUUUUUUUUUUAAUUUGAAUUAUUUUCCUCAAAGGUUGUGUCUGAGGAGUUUUUUUCGUAAGAUUCUCAAGGCUUCUCCUUUGACAAAUCCUUUUUUAACAUUUGGAGGGUGACACGAGGUGAAAUGUGUGUGCAAGAAAGUUCCCGUUUGUUUAAAAUGGGUUGUUCCAGAAAAAAUCCACACCCCCCCGACGGAUGGGAUUCUGGAAAUUCUCGCGGGAGGGGGGGUCGAAGACUCCGGAAAUCCAGGCGGGAGGGGGGGUUGACCUUUAAAAAGUCUUCUGCAGGGGUCAUUUCGACCGAUAGUUGAUACAAAUCAAACGUUUAGUUCGAUGACACUUAAGCGCUUUCAGACCCUGAAAAUAGUCAAAAUGUUUUGUUCAUAUAUUUCUCACCUGACAUAAAUGAUAAUCUAAGUUGCUUUACAGGUCCUUUUAUAGCAGAAAACGCGAAAAAGAUACUAAAGAACGGGCCUGAAGGAACUCGUCGCAACGUUGUUGUCACGAAGAGCGCCAAACGCCUGACACAUUUCUACUGCACCCCAGAGCCCGCCACAAGAGUGAUUUUUAUAAGCUAAGAAAUUAUGUGAACACUGCUCAGGUGUCGCUCGCAUUUUUGUUUUUUUGCUCCUUUCGCUUUCAGUUCCACGCGAUAGAAUUCGUAGUUUAAUAUAAGCUGAAGCUUUAGAAAUUAAAACAAAAACAUUUAGACGUGUUUUGCGUGUAUUUUCCAUUAAAAAUAAAUUAAAUUUAAGCCUUUUAUUUUUCCCGAAAUCCAGGCGGGAGGGGGGGGUCUUCCACCUUGGAAAUCCAGUUGGGAGGGGGGGUCUUGUGCUUCAGGAAAUCCAGGUGAGAGGGGGGGUUAAAAAAGGACCCCAUCCGUUGGGGGGGUGUGGAUUUUUUCUGGAAUAACCCAAUGGGUCUUUGCUUCUUAAGGAUAGAUUUUUCCUUGAAUCUUGUGCCUUAAUUUGCAUACAACUGUGUCUAAAAACGCAGUCUCAGUGUCAAUAUGUUUCGGCCGUGAAUUCAAUAGUUGGGUGAUGUAAGUUUGCUUGUUCAAUGAAGGCUUCGAUGUCUGGUUUACUCAUGUCCCAUAGGGAAAAGAUAUCGUGUAUGUAGCAUUUCCGAACUGUUGUUCUAAAGACAGUUUUGCUUAGAGUCAUUGUUUCAAUGUCAUGAAAAUAUUGGCAAAGGAAUCAAAACUGCUGUCUUUGUGCCCAUUGCAGUUCCAUCAGGUUUUGUAGGUAGUGCUUUCCACUGAAGUGGAAGAAAUUUUCUUUGAGGAUGAAUCUUAGCAUUUCCGGCAAGUAAUGUGUAGGAAUGGGUUGUCUUUGUAGAAAUUUUCAUAUGCUUUGCGACAGACAAUAAUUUCAAUAUAUCCUUGUUUUGCUGUAUAUUUGUGUCAAGACUCAUAACGUCCAUCGAAACAAGAAAUGUUUGGUUUUUCACAUUUGUCUUUUCUGUGAAAGGUAUGAUUUCUGUGAUUUUGAUUUUGGUACAGAACAAGGUUUUAUUGGAUUAUUAAGAGGAAACCAAACUCCAUGUUUUAACUAGGAGGUGGGUCAUGCAAUUUCCAAUCUUGCUUUAGGGGUGGGUCAGUCAUUUUUGCGCUGAGGGGAGGGGGUGGGUCAAGUGUUUUUUAUCGACCACAUUUCCAAAUGCUCUGGCCCACCCCCGCUAUACUUUAUGACCAGUCCCUUAAUCAAGAUAAAAUAGAUCACGUAAUACAUGAGCCUGAAUAUGUUGUUAAUGAACUGCCAAAUCUGGUAAAAUUAAGCCCUUGUUUAUCAAAAUAACUGUGAUAAAAGAGCUCUCACAGUUCUAUUAACAGAUUUGGGAACUUUCUUCGAAAAUAAAAGUCUGAAACAAGCGCAAGAUCGCAGUGUGGAAAUGACUGUAAACAAACCGCCAUCUUGGAUCAAGCACGUGCUCAAAAAUUUGCCUGGUUACCAAGUAUCAACAUUCAGUUGCCAGGUGAUUUGUUUUGAAUGCAAAACGAUUCGUUCAUCAUUUGAUACCAGCUUUAGAAGAUGUAGAGUGUCAUUGAAAACCGAUAACAAAAAAGAGGAUGAGCAGCUAGAGCUUGUAGAGUCAAGGAUUUGACUCAAUUUUGUUUUGUUGCCCAAAGACACUCGGUUGAGACGCACCCCGAAAUUAAAACAGAUUUAGAGCUAUCAAGCAGACUUUCGUUGAAAAAAUGCUGCACCUUGUAAGCGAAAAAAUACGGUAUCUCGCACAUUAAAUAGUGAAAACUGAACUGAAGCCAAUAGUCACUUUGUGUGUAACUUUUGCAUUUGUCCUAUGAUGUGUCAGUAAUCAACAUUUGUUACGUCAUUAAAAAUUCAAUACUUUUAUCUGAUAGUGAAACAAUUCAACAAUCCAAUUUCGAUAAACAAAAUAAUUUCCUAAAUAAUAAUGAGUAUAGAAGUUGCAGGAAAAAACAACCGUCAUAGACAAUAACUGACUUCAGACUUCAACACAUGUUACAUCACACGUUAGCCAAACUCCCUCUUUCACAAGCCUGGAGGGGGAAUUUCAAAAAUCCUAAGGGGUUGAUCGUAGGCAGUUUUUCUCACUGCUUCCUCCCCCAUCGUUUUCUUUUUUGUCCUCGGUUUGGCUUUCGCAUGGCUGAAGCUCUUACUUAACAAGCCAAAAAAAAAAAACCAUAGAGAAAAUGCACCAAAAAAUGCCAGCUUCGCAGGCUAAUUCUCAUGAGAUGUCUCUUUGAUUACAUGUACUUAUGCCUGAAUGAAAAAUGAGAUUUAGAGUCAUGUUUUUUGGCAAGCAUCAGUUUGUACUACCUUACCAAAGUUUUUCCUUUACUUAAGGUCAUUAAUUUUACUGUUCAUUGUAAAUUAGAAAUUUGUGGGUUCACACCAGUUGUAUCCCUAAGAAUUGUUUUGAGCUGUUUUCAUCUGCUCAUUUGGGAACUUCUCAAUGUUUGCCGUUUGCUGUAAACACGACUCUAAAUCUCUCUAAUCUACAAGUGGACAAAGUAAAGUAAAUCCUGUGCUCUGCUUGGUUACCCAAACAAGCAAGAUGGGCUAUCUUUCCUUGGGACUUUUUUUUAUGUUAGCUGUUUCAUAAGAUUCACUUAACCAUUUAAUAAAUCCUAUAAUAUUGUCCAAGCUUGUUCAGUCGAGAUGCAUGGAUACUGGCCUUGUUCCUCUUUGUGUUAAAGUUAUUGACCUCAUUGUCAACUUCAUCAGGGUGGUGGACAAAACACUGACCCCAGUCCAUGGACUACCUCAUGGACUACCCAUAUGGACUACCCUGGGUAAGAUUUCCAUAUAACCCCAUGUGUUAAUUAUGCAUGCAGCUAUUUUAUUCUUUUCCUCUGAAAUAGUUUAAUAUGAAUAGAAUCAAAACAUGUUUGCAUAAAUGUAUGGGGCUAUACGGAAAUGGACUACUCCGUUGAAGUUUAUUGAUUAGUUGAGUUAGGAAACUGAGUGAAUCAGGUUCCAUUUAGGGUCAUUAUAGCGGGAAAACUGACCUGAAAGUUGAUUCACUCAGUAAUUCCUAAUCCUAAUCGCUAAACUUGAGCAACGUUGUCCAUUUUAGGGUGGUCCACACCUUUCCGACCAACAGGAAAAGGACCUUUGUAAAGUUUUGGAGGAGAGAUUAGGAGGAACUGAGGAGCUCCUAAAAGCAUUAUUUCCACAAAAGAGGAUUUAUCAACUCAUAUUUAAAUAUGAGACAUCAAGAGGAAGGCCA